Messenger RNA from Momordica charantia (bitter melon), 1186 nucleotides. RefSeq names its product heat stress transcription factor A-4c. Gene Ontology annotation, biological process: cellular response to heat; regulation of transcription by RNA polymerase II. Lineage: Eukaryota; Viridiplantae; Streptophyta; Magnoliopsida; Cucurbitales; Cucurbitaceae. The record is from RefSeq and is a predicted model, not a curated record. Gene Ontology annotation, cellular component: nucleus. Gene Ontology annotation, molecular function: RNA polymerase II cis-regulatory region sequence-specific DNA binding; DNA-binding transcription factor activity.
AUCCUUCUGCUCAUCAAAGAUCUCAAUAAUUUUUUUUCUUUCUUUUUCUUCGAGUUCUGGUUUUGUUUCUGAUCGCAUCCAACUCUGAUUUCUGUUCACUGAAUUCUGAGAAACCCAGCGGCGACGACGGCGGCGCCGGAAAUGGACAGUUCAGAGGUAAGCUCCGGCGCACCGCCGCCAUUUUUGACUAAAACAUACGAGAUGGUGGACGACCCAUCGACAAACGCCGUCGUAUCGUGGAGUCAAAGCGGUUUCAGCUUCGUGGUUUGGAACCCACCGGAAUUCGCCAAAGAAUUGCUCCCAAUAUAUUUCAAGCACAACAAUUUCUCCAGCUUCGUUCGCCAAUUGAACACUUACGGGUUCAGGAAGAUCGAUCGAGAGCAAUGGGAAUUCGCAAACGAGGGAUUUGUAAGAGGACGAACCCAUCUUCUAAGAACCAUCCACCGACGGAAACCAAUCUACAGCCACAGCCAGAACCAGAGCCAUAGCCAGAACCAGGGCCAGAGCCAUAGCCAGAGCUCCAAUGGAUUUCCAUUUUCGGAACCAGAGAGGCAGGAGCUGGAGAACAAAAUCAAGAUCCUGAAUCAAGAAAACACCCAACUUCAAUCACAGCUGCAGAAGCACGAAAGAGAGAAAGAAGAAAUCGAGCGCCAAAUUCAGUCGCUCUGUAACCAAUUAUGGAGAAUGGGGAAUGAGCAGAAGCAGCUAAUUACCAUGCUGACGGCUCAAUUGCAGAAGCAGCAUCCGAGCAAAAAGAGGAGACUGUGGAAACUGAACGACUUAUUGCUGGAAGACCCAUCGGAGUGGGAGAAAGAGGAGAAGAAUGGUUGGAAGAGCGUGAUGAUUCCGCCAUUGGAGCUGAUGGGGAAGCUUGAAUCGUCGUUGGGGUUGUGCGAGGAGUUGCUGUGCAGCGUGGCGAAGGUGGUCGGAGAAGAAUCGAAGGUGGUCGGAGAAGUCAAGGUUGUGGGGUCGAAGGAGGGGGAUGUGAGAAAUGGAGCGAAUGAUGUGUUUUGGGAACAGUUUCUGACGGAGAUUCCAGGCUCUUCCAAUGCAGGGGAAGUGAUCUAUUUGAAUAGAAGGAAUAAUGUUGUAAAUUAGAGAGAAUUUAGAUGUUGUAAAUGAUUCAUUUCUGUAGCCUUUUUGCUCUUUAGGAUUCUAAUUGAACGUGGAAGUUUUGUUUUUGUUU